UACCCUUAUCACACCCUAAAAUGGUGGAAUGGGUGUUUCUAGACUCUAUUCCUCACCGUCUAUUAAAUAUUCCAAUUUCUCCGGACCUUCAUCUCCAACCUCCAUAACCUUCCUCAGUCAACACAGAUCUCCUCACCUCUCCCCUUUUCCGUCCCUCAAUUUUGACCACAUUCUUCACUCCCACCAAACCCCUCUUCCUCACACAUUCACCCUUCAUCCAAACAGGUUUCAAGAUUAUUGGGUUUUGUUUGGUUUUGGGGGACAGGGGGUGGAGAAGCUAAACAAGAUGGAGAAUGCGGAGUCCACUACGACGUCGUCUUAUACGUAUUGGGUUAGAGAAGCUAAACAAGAUGCUGCACCACUCCCUGUUCCUAAAAAACUAACUGCUGAUGAUCUUUCAGUUGGGUCUAAUGCUUCCAAUCAUCUUGGGUCUGCUUGGAAUAAGGCUGGAACAUGGGAGGAGAAGAAUUUAAAUAAAUGGGCAACUGAAAGAAUCAAGGAGUUAGUUCUGUCAGUUGGUUCGUUGGAGUUCUCUUCUGGAAAGGCAGAAAUUGCAGAAGUAACCAGAUGCACAGGAGAUGCAUUUUUGGUGACUGUAAGGAACAAGAAGCGUGUUGGGUACACAUACGAGAUAACAUUGAAAGUCAAAGGGGAAUGGCUUGUUGGCGGAGAAAAGAAAAAGUUCAAUGGCAAUUUGGAUUUAGCGGAAUUCUCAUUUGGGGAACUUGAUGAUUUGCAGGUUGAAGUGAGGCUGAACGAGGCCAAGGAUCUUCUUCAUGAAGAUAAACAACGGAUUCGUGAGGAUAUGAAGAAGUUUCUAAAGCCUAUUUGUCAGAAAUUACUUGAGUUUGAAGCCGAACUUAAAGAAAGGUAGAAACAAUGUUAUUUCAAGCCAUUCUGGGUGUCAAAGGGACCAUAUCUUUCUUAAAAAACAUAUAAUACUAAUGUCUGCCUAAACAACUUCAUUUGAUUUGCAAGAUAUUUAUUUGUAGGAUGUUGUGUUGUAAUGUUAGAUUUCACACGGGUUUGAAACUAUCAUCUUUCUUUCCUUUUG
This is a messenger RNA of Helianthus annuus (common sunflower), 1054 nucleotides long. RefSeq lists its product as uncharacterized. Gene Ontology annotation, cellular component: cytosol. The coding region runs from base 29 to 874 and encodes 281 amino acids. The record is from RefSeq and is a predicted model, not a curated record. Gene Ontology annotation, biological process: positive regulation of ATP-dependent activity; protein folding. The transcript has 7 exons. NCBI's taxonomy places the organism in Eukaryota, Viridiplantae, Streptophyta, Magnoliopsida, Asterales, Asteraceae. Gene Ontology annotation, molecular function: ATPase activator activity; protein-folding chaperone binding.